UGAAGUACCCGAAGUCGGUUUUCUUCAUUAUCAGUAAUGAGUUCUGCGAGAGGUUCUCGUACUACGGCAUGCGAACUGUGCUUGCACUGUACUUGAACAAAGUGCUUCUCUACAGCGAGGAUGAUGCAACGGUGCUGUACCAUGGUUUCACUUUCCUCUGCUACUUCUUCCCAUUGGUCGGCGGAAUCAUUGCUGACUCAUUUCUCGGGAAAUUCAAGACAAUUUUCUACCUAUCACUUGUCUACGCUCUUGGGAACAUUGUGCUUUCGACCGCUUCCGCCACUGUGCUAAACCUUCCUACCAGGGCGAUGAGCAUCCUGGGCCUGGUGCUGAUCGCGAUCGGGACGGGCGGGAUCAAGCCCUGCGUCUCGGCCUUCGGCGGCGACCAGUUCGUCCUCCCGCAGCAGGAGCGCCAGCUCCAGCAGUUCUUCUCCAUCUUCUACUUCUCCAUCAACGCCGGCUCCGUCAUCUCCACCUUCAUCACGCCCAUCUUCCGCGAGGACGUCCAGUGCCUCGGCAUGAAGACAUGCUACCCCCUCGCUUUCGGCGUCCCCGCCCUCCUCAUGGUCGCCUCCCUCUGCAUAUUCGUUGCGGGAAAACCAUUUUACACGACGAAAGAUCCAGAGGGUAACAUCAUUGUUCACGUGUUCAAAUGCGUGUCGUACGCACUGCGGAAUAAAUUUUGUGGCAAAGCAAGCGGGUCUAAAGAUCAUUGGUUGGAUCACGCUGAUGACAAAUUUGAGGCCAAGUUAAUAGGAGAUAUCAAGGCUCUUUUCAAAAUCCUAUACUUACUGUUACCCCUGCCUUUCUUUUGGGCCCUUUUUGAUCAACAGGGAUCAAGAUGGACUUUUCAGGCUACUUUGAUGGAUGGUACGGUGACCCCUUGGUGGACUAUUAAACCUGAUCAAAUGCAGAUUUUAAAUCCUAUGCUUAUUCUGAUCUUUAUUCCAUUAUUCGAAACAGUUGUUUACCCCGUGCUCCAGAAUGUGGGCAUCAAGCGACCGCUGCAAAAAAUUGGAUUGGGUGGAUUUCUUACAGCAGUGGCAUUUCUGAUAUCUGCUAUUGUUGAAUAUAAACUAGAGCCAUCGUAUCCUAUUAUGCCAACGGACACAACUGGUCAUUUAAGAGUGCUGAACAGCUACGAUUGUGAAAUGAUAAUGGAGCCCCCCAUACUCGGUAACUCGAAAAUUGAUCCUUACAGUGCGCUAGAAUUGAUCAACGUCCCAGUGAACAAUACAGCACAAAUCUCCACUACUAUCCGAUUCAACUAUGAUUCACUUCAAUGUAACAUCAAAAAAGACAGUUACGGACCUUGGAAAGGAAAUCUCAUCUUGCAGCAGCAUCAGAGUGUAACCUACAUUUUUCAAUCCAUUGUACCCCAAACAUUAACACUACAACGGCUGAAACAGUACGAUGAUCUUGAAAAAUCAGAGAAUGGGAAACCUAAAUUAACAUUACUGAACAGUGGAGCACUUAGCGGGAAAGUAAGCCUUAUGAAUGAAAAUACAGGUUCAUUUUCAUUUGAACUAAGUUCUAAGCAAUUGUCAACGGAUACAUCCGAGGUGGACCCUGGAAAAUACUUGGUCACUGUAAAUGGUCUUACUGUUCAGCCACCGAUUGAAGUUAAAUCAGGAGGUGUAUACUAUUUGCUUAUUCAAAAAGAUGGCGAAAAAGUGAGCACUCAAAUAAACACAUUAACUCGACCUGCAACACUACAUAUGGCAUGGUUACUUCCUCAAAUCAUUAUUAUUACAGCUUCUGAAAUUCUCUUCUCAAUAACAGGCUUAGAAUUCUCCUAUUCGCAGGCACCAAAAAGUAUGAAGUCUUUGAUAUCAUCUGUUUGGCUUUUGACUGUUGCAUUCGGGAAUGUUUUUGUUGUCAUCAUUUCUGAAGCUAAAUUUUUCGAUAGGAGAGUUUACGAGUUUCUAUUGUACACAGUCCUGAUGGUUCUUGAUAUGCUGAUAUUCGUAUGGAUGUCUCUCAGUUAUCAAUACAGGAAAUCUGAAGAGGACGAAAGCAGAGAUGAAAAACACAUGAACGGCCACGGUCAAGACAAUAGGAUGCAUGUUGCAGAUAAUUGAGUUUGCCUCUGGAAGACAAAAUAAUUGUGAUAAAGUGUUCCUGUUUUCGUACAUGUCACCAAAUUAGUGAAAUUUUACUUCAUGACACACUACCGCUGUUAGUUUUUGUUUAAAAAUUUGAAUGAAAAAAAGAGAAAAAAGUCCUGAACUGCUACAUAUCUAUCUAGUCAAGAUGAUUACAAAAUCUUGAUAUUAUUGCGACAGAUAUUUCUGCAAAGUUUUCAAAUAUUCUGAUAAAAGCAGUUGUAUUUUUGGUGUAUUUUCUAUGUUUUUAACAAAUCAUACUGCUUGCAAAUCUUUGAGAAAACAAACUUAAUUAAGGAACAUUUAGAAGUUUUGUCAAGCCUUUCAACAAACAUGUAACUGUUUCCGCAAAUCGUUGCACACAGCUAUUUUUUGCUGAUUGCAGCCAUCUUGUGAAGCUCUACAAAUAGUCUGGCAGGCCGCAUAAAUGCGCCUUCACUGCAUUUGUGCAGUUGCACAAAUCCUCAGUCAGACCAAUAUUUCAUAUUACAAGCAUAAUGAGGUCAUUGUCUGGUUAAGGUGCGCUUCUAAAAUAAACUGUUGAAACUAGGUGGCAACAAUGCAGGAAAUGCAGAAACAGUUGGCUGAGAUUACAGAUCAAUGAGGUCGUUGAGCGACGUUUUCAAGAUUUUGAAAACAAUAACAAAUGAUUACUGUCAAACAGGGAUGCAGGAAAUACUCCAGCACAUCAGGCACAUGCGCGUAGAAUGAGAAAAAGUCAUGAGCUCAAGAGGAAAUUUUUCCAUAGAAACUUCCUAUCCUCAUCGCACGUUUCCAGUAAUUGCGCAUUGAGGAAAUCAAAAGACCAAAGUAGCAACUGAUUUUUGCUCUUGAGAACUUUCUACAUCAACUCUGUCUUCACAAAACUGAGCGAUCACACUUUAGACUAAAAGUUAGAGAUACCCCCAAAAUUGUGACACCAAAUACAUAAUUAUACAGAAUUAGAGAAACCGAUUCUUGGAGAAAAAAUUGCCACAGAUUAGCAGAUUGGCACAGUUCUACUCAACUAGGGUGUAGAGGGCCAACAAAUAUGAAGAUCCAGGGGUUGGACUAAGAAUGAUUACGCAUUUUUAUGAUUUUAGCUUUUAAUUGGAGUUUUGUAUUUUUGUAUAAAGUUAUAUUUUUUGGAUAAAAAAAGCGAUGAAAAUACAUUUAGAUUCUAUGAAUCGUUUCUAUGAAA
Molecule: messenger RNA, 3285 nt
Organism: Bemisia tabaci
Lineage: Eukaryota; Metazoa; Arthropoda; Insecta; Hemiptera; Aleyrodidae
Source: RefSeq, a predicted model, not a curated record